UACUUUGCUCCCCUUUAGUAUUUCCUUUCCCCUCCUUCCUAGUUCUAUUCGCGUUCUGGAGGCCUAGAUCUGAUAUUUACCCAAAGUCGUCGUCGUCGCUCAUCGCUUUCCUUUUGCCAGCCAGCCACCGCUGCUAUCAUGGAAGUGUUUCAUGUGCUGACGAUGCCCAGAGUGCCCUAGUCUUGUCAAAAUCUAUGUUGGUCCAAGUUUGAUCUGCUAUAUGCCGUCAUGCGCAUAUGCUUAUGAAUUCGUCUUUGCUCGGUUGUGUCCUCUGUUUUUAAUAGAAAGUUUUGUUUGACACUAUUUGGUGUUACAGGAUCGCGGUGCGAUGCGUGCUAGAAAUGUUUGUGUGGCUUCUGUGGACUUGUUCAGCCAAAACAGCGCAGUUGCUACUGCUGCGAGAGAGGAUGGGAUACAAUGUGUGACGCUCCUCACCUACCUCGCCGCCGCACAGAUCUACAGGACGAAUAGGUCUCGGCACUAUCGUGUUAUGGUCCUCGAUAAUGCUCACCAUUCCACACCCGCAGGGGUCUCCUGUUCUGCUGCUGAUGGCGUGCGUGACCUAGAUCUGGCGAAGGCGUCCGUGGAUACAGACAGCUCCACACACAAGAAGCAUGUAGCUAGCGAUCUCCUAGAGCAAAAUCAACUCACUCUCCUCAACAUUUGGGUACGCCUUGGUCAUGAUAGCAACACUGCUAGCCAGGAAGCAAAGUACUUAGAGGGGGACUCAUCAAAGAAAUUAGACAUUCGCAAGCUAUCCAAGCUAUUCCAGCUUGUGUAAGGAUAUGAUAUAUAAUUAGCAGGACUGCCCCCUAUAUGUACCGACGUUCAUCGCACUGCUGCUUGCACUUGAACCCUAGAAACUUAAAAUUAGGUACCAGCUGGAUAGGAACUGCUUUGCUCUGGACACGGUAGCUGUUUGGACUUUGAAAUUUUGAAACUUUUUAUUCGGAAAUGAUGUAACAUGACAUUCGUAUUAUCAGAGUAAUGCUUCAGUCCAUUAGGUGUUUAGAUUGUGACAUUUAGCUACACUUUUCUGAGGCUUAAUGAUGGAACAUUUUCUAUAGGAGAUUUAUGUCUUACUUUCACAAAAUUAUUUUAAAUUAAGUGAACUCAGUUAUCCAGUUGUUGAUCACAUUUCUUUGGCUUCCUAUUUGGAUGUUUUAACAUUUCCAAUUUUUUGAUGCUUAUGUGCACUGGGUGGUACCCUCUAAUCUAGGUUUCCUGCCUGCUGCCAGCCUGUUUAGAGCUUAGCAAUUUUUACUAGGAUCUAAAUUCUUUGGAAUUGAUA
Molecule: messenger RNA, 1291 nt
Organism: Zea mays
Lineage: Eukaryota; Viridiplantae; Streptophyta; Magnoliopsida; Poales; Poaceae
Exons: 3
Coding region: 329-781 (150 amino acids)
Source: RefSeq, a predicted model, not a curated record